CUGUGUGUCCGUGCAACCUCUGGUGUUAGAUCCACUAAAUUGCGCGACAGCACGAUAUCCUGAAUCAAACCGUCACUCCAUAGCGAUAGGUGGCGGUAGCGCGCGCGCCUCUGAACAGCCGCGAGGAGUCGAUUCACGGACAGACGUAAUCACUCGAACUGGAUUUGUGUUCCCCUGACAGGAAUAUGCUAAGGUUGUCAAGUAAAAGACUAUGUUUUCAUCACCUUUUUCGCCACCGGCGAAGUCAAACUAGAAUACCUCAGAAAACGAUGUCUGAACCAGGGACCACGUGUCUGUCAACUCAGCAACUGUGGACCCGUCUCGCGGACACAACGGUGGUGCCGUGUAGGGACCUGCUCUCCCUAGAGGUGUUUGAUACCAGACUAGUCGGAGGUGAGCGAAGGCGGGAUCUACACACCACAGCUCUGACAAAGGCGGAGGCUGUGCAUACCAGUGAUAUAAGUGAGGCGCAGUAUGAGAAACUGGCUGACGAGACGUUAGACGCGCUAGCAGACUACUUUGAGGAUCUGGGCGACAAACCGCUCACAGGCUCGGAGUUCGACGUUGUGUUCUCUAGUGGUGUUCUGACUGUGAUGCUUGGAGGAGAGCACGGGACCUACGUCAUCAACAAGCAGACCCCCAACAAACAGAUCUGGCUCUCCUCCCCCUCCAGUGGACCGAAGCGUUAUGACUGGACAGGUGAGCGGUGGAUCUACUCUCACGACUGCGUUAGUCUUCACCAGCUGCUGGCGGAGGAGUUCUCCCUCAUCUACCACCUGGAAGUGGACCUGUCUCACCUACCCCACUCCUGACCCCAUCUACCUGUCCUCCCAGCUCUGCUCCUAUCCUCAUCAUCUACACAAGUUACUCACCUUUGACCUGGGAACCAAACGGGCAAGUGUGAAAGCCAACACAACACAAGUAGCACUGGGGUUCACCUUUACCUGCUGUAACCUUGCUCUCUGGGGUUCACCUUUAUCUGAGUAAUCUGCUGUAACCUUACUCUCUCAGUGUUGUGUGUUCAGUACCAAAGAAAUCUGCUGAGAUUAUAACUAGAGAACCAUAUAAUAUAUCUAACUCUGAUCUAAAACUCUGAUGUAUUAAUGUAUCUGACUGUGAUCUAAUCUGAGAUCUGCCAUCGAUACGAGCGCUCCUCAUGUCAGUCGUUCUCUGAUCGAAGAUGACGCCGAUCGUCCUGUUGAGCGUCCUGUCGGUUCUGAUACACCAGAUGUUCUAACAGCAGUUACACGUAGCCUCGACGUUGUGAACAACACGCUGCUCUGACAUUGCGAUGGAAACACGACAUGCAUGAUCACAUCCACCACGUUAAUCUCACGGUAAAACAUGUCGGUGUCGUUAUGGGCUCUUUAAGCUCUGGGGAACAUCUCCAGCGUGGAGGCCAGGCUGGGGAACCUGCUUCAGAGGAACAUCUCGUGGCCAGCGUGAAGGCGAUCACCAUGGAGGACAGACACAGGAAGUUCUCUGACUCCUAUCACAGUAUCUUUCUCCUCCCUCUCUCCUCCCUCUCUCCUCCCUCCCUUCUCCCUCUCUCCUCCCCCCCACCCUCUCCUCCCUCCCUCUCUCCUCCCUCCCCCCCUCCUCCCUCUCUCCUCCCUCCCUCUCUCCUCCCUCUCUCCUCCCACCCUCUCCUCCCUCCCUCUCUCCUCCCUCUCUCCUCUCCCUCUCUCCU
This is a messenger RNA of Osmerus eperlanus (European smelt), 1690 nucleotides long. It is a transcript of the gene fxn, whose product is annotated as frataxin. Gene Ontology annotation, biological process: iron incorporation into metallo-sulfur cluster; intracellular iron ion homeostasis. The record is from RefSeq and is a predicted model, not a curated record. The transcript has 7 exons. The coding region runs from base 186 to 812 and encodes 208 amino acids. Gene Ontology annotation, cellular component: mitochondrion. NCBI's taxonomy places the organism in Eukaryota, Metazoa, Chordata, Actinopteri, Osmeriformes, Osmeridae. Gene Ontology annotation, molecular function: ferrous iron binding; ferroxidase activity; iron chaperone activity.